This is a messenger RNA of Budorcas taxicolor (takin), 2335 nucleotides long. RefSeq names its product disintegrin and metalloproteinase domain-containing protein 20-like. The coding region runs from base 104 to 2335 and encodes 743 amino acids. The record is from RefSeq and is a predicted model, not a curated record. NCBI's taxonomy places the organism in Eukaryota, Metazoa, Chordata, Mammalia, Artiodactyla, Bovidae. Gene Ontology annotation, molecular function: metalloendopeptidase activity. Gene Ontology annotation, cellular component: external side of plasma membrane; sperm head plasma membrane; plasma membrane. Gene Ontology annotation, biological process: proteolysis; male gonad development. The transcript has a single exon.
UCCAUAAAGGUCAUCCCUGCAACCCUCAACAGCUCAGAGGGAGGAGCCAGACCAGCAGUGCCUGAUGUCCCGCCCUCUUCUGCCCUGAGCAGGUGGCUCCAUAAUGACAGUGGGUGAGGCCCUGGUACACUUCAGAGUCACUCCCCUGCUGCUCUGGUUUGGGGUGUGUCUGUUCAUUUCUGGUCACUGUCAGGCCAGGCCCUCCCAGCACUUCUCUUCCCCAGAGUUGGUGAUCCCCUUGAAGGUGACUGUCUGGGGCAGAAAUGCAAAGGUUCCAGGCUGGCUCUCCUAUAGCCUGCGAUUUGGGGGCCAAAGACACAUCGCCCACAUGAAGGUCAAGAAGCUCUUGAUUUCCAGACCCCUCCCAGUGUUCACCUACACAGACCAGCAUUCCCUGCACCAGGACCAGCCUUACCUUCCUGAUGACUGCUAUUAUCAUGGUUAUGUGGAGGGUGUUCCCAAGUCCCUGGUUGCCCUCAGUACCUGUUCUGGAGGUUUUCGAGGAGUACUACAGAUAAAUGAUCUUGCUUAUGAAAUUGAACCAGUUAGGUCUUCUGCCACAUUUGAACACUGGGUGUAUAGAAUAGACAUCGAUGAUACUCAGUUCCCACGUAAGAGAUGUGGGUUAACAGAAGAGGAAAUAGCACGCCAAUUGGAGUUGCAUAAUUUCACUCUGAAGCAAAGUUCUUACACAGGCUGGUGGACCCACUUGCUGUUUCUUGAGCUGGUAGUGAUUGUGGACAAUCUUCGAUUUGUUCACUUGGGAAGCAAUGUGUCAGUAGUACAAAUUGAGGUAGCUACUGUUGUCAAUGUAAUAAAUAGCCUGUAUCACCCUUUGGAAGUUGAUGUAACUUUAACUGGGCUUGAAAUCUGGACUGAAGGAAACCAAAUUGCCACUGAAAACAUGGAAAUAAUGUUGGAGGAUUUUGCUUUUUGGAAGUUUUUUAACCUUGAUAACCGACUGCCACAUGAUGCAGCCCAUCUUUUCAUAAAGAAAUCCUUUGGCAGGCAGCUUGGAUUGGCCUAUGUUGGUGGAGUAUGCCAGAAUCCUCUUAAUUGUGGAAUUAUUGUUUUCGAAGAUGAUAGUUUAUUUGAUUGUGGGCUUAUUGCUACCCAUGAACUUGGUCAUAAUUUAGGUAUGCUGCAUGAUACUGAAUUUUGUGUGUGUGAAUUUGAGUUUUGCAUAAUGUAUCCUGCCAAAGCAGUAACGAGUAAAUUCAGCAACUGCAGUUAUGGUGAAUUUUGGAACAAUGUGAUGAGGAAUGGAUUUUGUCUCAUCUCGCCUCCAAAUCCAGCAAAUAUCUUUAGGAUAAAGUAUUGUGGGAACCUAGUGGUCGAAGAAGGAGAGGAGUGUGACUGUGGAACCGUACAGCAAUGUAAACGUGAUCACUGCUGUCUGCCGGAUUGCACUCUGAAACCUGGAGCUGCUUGUGCUUUUGGGUCUUGCUGCAAAAACUGCAAGGUCAGGUCAGCAGGGACUUUGUGCAGAAAACAGAUCAAUGCAUGUGACCUUCCAGAGUGGUGCAAUGGGACAUCGCAUCAGUGCCCAGAAGAUGUAUAUGUGCAGGAUGGGAUUCCCUGUAGUGACAGUGCCUACUGCUAUAAAAAGAACUGUGUUAACCAUGAUGAACAGUGCAGGGAGAUUUUUGGCAAAGAUGCAAGGAGUGCAUCUUGGAGUUGCUACAAAGAAAUCAACACCCAAGGAAAUCGAUUUGGUCACUGUGGUAUCAGAGACAUAGAGUACAUAAAAUGUGAAGUCCCUGAUAUCCUGUGUGGGAGAGUUCAGUGUGAAAAUGUGGAAGUAAUUCCAAAUCUGACGGAACAUUCCACAGUGCAUCAGUUUCAAGUCAAUGACACCACUUGCUGGGGCACUGACUAUCACAUAGGAAUGUCCAUACCUGAUGUCGGCCAGGUGAAAGAUGGUACGAUGUGUGGUCAAAAAAAGAUCUGUGUUCACAGCAGGUGUGUCAGUAUGGUUCCUGAGCCACAAGCCUGUCAGCCUGAGACCUGCCACAUGAAGGGGGUUUGCAAUAGUAAGCAAGAGUGCCACUGCAACCCUGGAUGGGCACCUCCCUACUGCAAGGAUGAAGGCAGUGGAGGUAGUAAUAGUAGUGGCCCACCUGGUAAUCCCCAAGGAGAUGAGGAAGACGAGGCAGAACAGGCAGAGGAGACAAAAAUAGUAGAGAACAGUCACAUGUUACUGUGGCUUAUUCCUUUGAUUUGUUUAUUUGUAUGUUGCUUCCUUGUGCUUUGUAAGAAGCAUAAAAAGGAAAAGCCAGAAAUGAAGAAGGAAGAGGAAACGGAAGAAGAGAAUAUGGAAGAAGAAAGUGACUAA